AUGUGUGCUGGUUUAGUUUCUGGGGACAGUAUUAACGAGCGGACUGACUGGUGCGAGGAGUCGUAUAACGUUAGCGAAUAUUCGCAUAUUAACGUUAAAAACACGUUAAUAUUAGAACAAUGCUGUUAACAGCUCGCCGCCUGUCCAAAGUGCUGCAGCUCACCCUGGCGGUCAUGAAGCCAGAUGCUGUAGCUCAUCCUGUGAUGUUAGAGGCUCUCCACCAGAGAAUCCUUGACAACAACUUUGUGAUUGUUAGAUGCAAAGAUCUUGUGUGGAAGAGACAGGACUCUGAGAGGUUUUACGCUGAACAUUCAGGGCGAUUCUUCUACCAAAGACUUGUUGAAUUCAUGUCAAGUGGUCCGAUGCGAGCAUAUAUUUUAGCCAGAGAGGACGCCAUUCGUCACUGGAGAGAACUUAUGGGACCAACCAAAGUGUUCAGAGCCAGAUACACCUCGCCUGCUACGAUCAGGGCCCAGUUUGGACUCACAGACACACGAAACACAACUCACGGAUCAGAUUCUGUUGAGUCGGCACAAAGAGAAAUCCAUUUCUUCUUCCCAGACUUCUGUGUGGAGGAGUGGGUGGAGAAAGAAGAGCCAUCGUUCAGAUCAGGACAAAUACAUUACGACCACCAAAAACAGAUCCACACACUUUCAACGCAAAGCUGACCCCAGAACUGCUGUUACAGUCACUGAUCCCCUAAGGACCACUUAGAAACCCUGCAAUUUUUCAUCAAUUGCUCAUACAAAAAAAUGCAAGCUGCCAGAGAAGAUGCUACAAUCCUACCUGCUAUAUUUAAUGUAUACUCUGUGACGAUCCCAGAAAAGUGCAUGUGUUUGUCACCAAAGUUCCUCAUAGUGCCAAUAUGUUUAUCCCAUGUUUUUGUCAGUAAAACUGAUUUUCCUUGAACAUGGAAAGAUAUACAGUUUACAAAGCCAUUAAAAGAAGCACCAUACA
Messenger RNA from Perca fluviatilis (European perch), 957 nucleotides. RefSeq names its product NME/NM23 nucleoside diphosphate kinase 6 (gene nme6). Gene Ontology annotation, biological process: UTP biosynthetic process; GTP biosynthetic process; CTP biosynthetic process. Lineage: Eukaryota; Metazoa; Chordata; Actinopteri; Perciformes; Percidae. The transcript has 6 exons. The coding region runs from base 120 to 668 and encodes 182 amino acids. The record is from RefSeq and is a predicted model, not a curated record. Gene Ontology annotation, molecular function: nucleoside diphosphate kinase activity.